GGUCUGGAGAAUGUUUUCAGUGCCGUUUCCUGGCUGGGCGUCGGCAGCCUCCUCAGCGUCCCGUCCGCCGGGCCGCACUCGGGCCGACUCCUGGGCCCGACCCCGCCUCUCCAUUGGGUGGGGUGGGGUCCUCGGGCCCCCGCGGCGCAGGCACAGCAAUUACGCGGGCACACAGCCCCUGGGACUUUUUCACUGGGUGUGGGGCCGCUCACUCAUUGCGACAAAUAAUGAAUUUGAACGAUGCGAAUUUCUUGGGUAUCCCCUCACUUACAAUCUGGUCCUCCAGAUAUUUCUCAUUUACAUAGCCACUCCCACCGCACUUCAGUUGGACAGCCGGGUUCACGACCCCUGUCCUGCACGCUUCCCCUCCUGUCCCUGUCCUGUCCUGUCCUGUCCUGUCCAGUCCUGUCCUUCCCUCACAGGGUGUAGCACUCCUGACCCAUACAACACCCGAAUCCAAUGUGUCAUUGUUCUAGGUAUAUCAUGAUUUACUUUCCUCAUCUUGUUUACAGCUAGUGUCAUCUUUUGUUGUCUUCUUUUCCAAUAUUAUUGAGUGACCUUUUCGUUCUCUCUCCUUUGUUGUUUCUGCCUUGUCCUGUUCGACUGAAUGGCUGUAAUUAUCAAUAAAUAUCCAUCAGAAUAUAAAGAAACCACAGCGGAAGCUUACAAAGUGUGUCCGGCAUAAAAGGGGAUACAGGUCUUCCUUUCUGCUUGACCUAACAGCCAAACAGGACCAGUAUAUGGAUCGUCAUCUCGUGUUACAUUGAAGCGACACACAUCCAAUAUGUCUGUGUUUUCCUUCGCACAACGCAUAUUAGGCGUAAAUAAUUACACAAGCUUCAACACCAAAGUAAACCAUCUUAUGUGAAUCAUGCAAAUCUUAAACGUUACAUAGCAUUCACUAAUGAGCUCGCUAUUAGCCCUUUUCAUUUUGCCUCUUUUUUUUUUAACAUAUUAACACAUUACAACACAAGACAGAUAAUGACAUAAACAAACCAAAAGAAAUUGGCAUAUAGUUCACCGAUGAUUAUUUUUUCUCUCUCUCUGUUGUAAAGUGAAAUACUCAAGUUUUGUAAAGCAGUCAAAUGUUCUGCCUGGAAUUUAUUUCUUCGUUGUUGAAAGUGGACCAAAGUUCUUUUAUUCAUGAUAUCUUUUUCUUUUAUUAAUUGAACGAUUAAUCGGUGACCAUGAUUUUAUUCUCUCCAAAUAUCGGACAAGGCAAAAAAAUCCAUUCCUAAUUUAGUUGGCCUUGGCCGAUUCAAGAGAGGAGUUACUUCACUCGCUUGCUUUCAAUGUCCAAAGCCGUCAGCCGAGACCAGAUCGGGGUCAAACUUCAGACGUCGUCGUACAAUUCAAAUGCUGUUUAUUGGGAUCCAAACAGAUUCCAAACAGGUUUUACAAUUCGAAAAGGAAAUGUCCAAUGGAUGGUCUGCAAUAGGAACUGAACUCCAAUACUGGCGUGCGUGCGUGCGUGCGUGCGUGUGGUUGAAAAACUAUAUGAUCACGCCGCAAACAUUUCCCGCUUCCACGCUAGGCGCAUAUUUCAACCCAUCUGAAACGUGCAGUCGCCAGUCAACGCACAAGCACUCAAUGAGAGACCAUGAAAAGUUUCCUUUUCGUGCUUUUUUGGGACAUUAGUCAGCUCAUUUGCAAAUUCCUGGUUUGAUUAGUUAUUUUUGUUUUUAGAAAUGAUGAUGCACAAUCAGCUCCAAUAUAUUGUGCGUCUCGGCUAAAAGAUGUUUGUUUUUGAAAGCUGAUGAAUAUUGAGAAAUCACAGGUUCGCGCAUCAAACGUGCGUCCGCACUCUUUGGAGCACAAAUCAUGCGUGCGGGCACGAUUAGCGAAUGAGGCCCGAUGUCUGCCGCCGAUCGCUGCGAUAACGGCGCCGUCGGUUGCGCAACAUUUCAAGGGAACGAGGCGAGCUGCUUUGAUUUUUGAUUGGCCGUCGAGGAAAGUGGCUGGAAACGCUGUCAAUACACUUUGACCGUUGACCGUGUUCCAUCUGCUUUUUGUGUGCGUGUGUAAAUGUGCGUGCGUGUGUGCGUGUGCGUGUGUUUUUCCGAGAGAGACAAGUGAACAGUGACUCGUCUGUAAUCCGUGAUUAGAAAGAAAAACAACAAAGUACGUAAAUAAUCGGAUUUAUCAGCUUUUCUCCAAACGCUAAAUCCGUUUAGACGAUCCCGUGACAGCAAGCGUGUGUGUGCGUGUGUGCGCUUUCUCUCCUUUGAUACGUUUGAAUGUAAGACAACUUGGACCUUUUCUUAUGAGCGCUUCAAAGAAAAUGAAUCAUCCUUCCAUCCAUUUUCCUUCCCGCUUCCCCUCCUGACGGGUGGCGGGCGUGCCGGAGCCUAUCCCAGCUAUCUUCGGGCGAGAGGCGGGGUACACCCUGAACCAAUCGCAGGGCACAUACAGUCGGCACGGAAAGUAUUCAGACCCCCUUAAAUGUUUCACUCUGUUAUAUUGCAGCCAUUUGCUAAAAUCAUUUAAGUUCAUUUUUGCAGAUUUAUUAAAAAAAGAAAAACUGAAAAAUCACACAGCCAUAAGUAUUCAGACCCUUUGCCGUGACUGUCAUAUAUUGAACUCGGGUGCUGUCCAUUUCUUCUGAUCAUCUUUGAGAUGGUUCCACACCUUCAUUGAGUCCAGCUGUGUUGGACUAUACUGAUUGGACUUGAUGAGGAAAGCCACACCCCUGUCUGUAUAAGACCUUACAGCUAACGUUUGGGACGACCAGAACCCAAACUGAGCAAUCGGGGGAGCAGAGAGAGGUCAAAAAGAACCCAAAGAUGACUGUGGCUGAGCUCCAGAGAUGCAGUCGGGAGAUGGAAGAAAGUUCUAGAGAGUCAACCGUCACUGCAGCCCUCCACCAGUCGGGGCUUUAUGGCAGAGUGGCCCGACGGAAGGAAGCCUCUCCUCAGGGCAAGACGCGUGAAAGCCCGCAUGGAGUUGGCUAAAAAAAAAAAAAAAAAAAAAAAACUAAAUUCUCUGGUCUGAUGAGACCAUGAUAGAAAUUGUUGGCCUUAAUUCUAGGCGGUAUGUGUGGAGAAAACCAGGCACUGCUCAUCACCUGUCCAAUACAGUGAAGCACGAUGGUGGCGGCAUCAUGCCGUGGUGGGUGUUUUUCAGCUGCAGGCAGAGGACGACCGGUUGCGAUCGAAGGAAAGAUGAAUGCGGCCAAGUACAGGGAUAUCCUGGACCAAAACCUUCUCCGGAAGGUUUAGUGCUCAGGAACUCAGACUGGGCCAAAGGUUCUCCUUCCAACAAGACAAUGACCCUAAGCACACAGCUAAAAUAACGAAGGAGUGGCUUCAGAACAACUCCGUGACUGUUCUUGAAUGGCCCAGCCGGAGCCCUGACUUAAACCCGAUUGAGCAUCUCUGGAGGGACCUGAAAAUGGCCGCCCAUCAACGUUCACCAUCCAACCGGACAGAACGUGAGAGGAUCUGCAAGGAGGAAUGGCAGAGGACCCCCAAAUCCAGGACUACAGAGUGAACAUCUUCUUGAGGCAGCAGUGGAACGACCCGCGUCUGGCCUACAGCGAGUACCCGGACGACUCUCUGGACCUGGACCCGUCCAUGUUGGACUCCAUCUGGAAGCCCGACUUGUUCUUCGCUAACGAGAAGGGGGCCAACUUCCACGAGGUCACCACCGAUAACAAACUUCUGCGCAUCUCCAAGAACGGAAACGUGCUCUACAGCAUACGAAUAACACUGAUUCUGGCCUGUCCCAUGGAUCUGAAGAACUUCCCGAUGGAUGUGCAGACGUGCAUCAUGCAGUUGGAGAGCUUUGGCUACACGAUGAACGACCUGAUCUUCGAGUGGGACGAGAAAGGCGCCGUGCAGGUGGCGGAUGGCCUGACGCUGCCUCAGUUCAUCCUGAAGGAGGAGAAAGACCUCAGAUACUGCACCAAACACUACAACACCGGCAAGUUCACGUGCAUCGAGGCCCGCUUCCACCUGGAGCGUCAGAUGGGCUACUACCUGAUCCAGAUGUACAUCCCGUCCCUGCUCAUCGUCAUCCUGUCCUGGGUGUCCUUCUGGAUCAACAUGGACGCCGCCCCCGCCCGGGUGGGCCUGGGCAUCACCACCGUGCUCACCAUGACCACGCAGAGCUCGGGAUCCCGAGCCUCCCUGCCCAAGGUGUCGUACGUGAAGGCCAUCGACAUCUGGAUGGCCGUGUGUCUGCUGUUCGUCUUUUCGGCGCUGCUGGAGUACGCCGCUGUCAACUUCAUCGCUCGCCAGCACAAAGAACUCCUUCGCUUCCGCCGGCGGCGGCGACACAUGAAGGAGGACGACGGCGGCGGCGACGGUCGUUUCAGCUUCCCGGGUUCGGGCUACGGCGUGGGCCCCGCGUGCCUGCAGAAGGACGGCAUGGCGGCCAUCAAGGGCAACAACAACAACAACGCGCCGGCGCCGGGCGGCCCGCCCGAGAAGAGCAUCGAGGAAAUGAAAAAACUCUUCAUCGGCCGCGCCAAACGAAUCGACACGGUGUCGCGCGUGGCCUUCCCCCUCGUCUUCCUCAUCUUCAACAUUUUCUACUGGAUCAUCUACAAAAUCAUUCGCAGCGAAGACAUACACAAACAAUAAAACACGACGACCACAAGUACGCCGUAUACUCAAACCACUGUCCUCCUCCUCCUAUUCACCCUCUUUUCCGUGUCCUCCUCUUCAUCCUUUUUCUUCUCGUCCUCGUCCUCUUCCUCCUUUUUAGCCUAAGCAUCCUUUUACUCACUCAUCUUCUCGUCCUGCUCACCUUCUUCACCUUCACUCUCGUCCCCUUCUAUUCCUCCUCCCUCCUCUUCUUCGUUCUCAUCCUGAACAUUAUUCUCAUCCUCCCCUCGUCUCCGCGCUCCUUGAACAUUUCCCUCUUCCUCAGACACUCUUCUUCCUCUUUGCAGGAUGGAACACAACAAAGGCAAACCCAUUCACAAUCAACUCCUCCUCUUCACCCUCCCUUUUCUCCUCAUCUUCCACCAGACACGAAGCGAACAGCAACAUGACAAAUGAACCUCAAAUAAAAAAGGGGGAAAAAAAUCUAUCGAGGAGAAGAGGCCACGCCCACCCGGCCACGUGGGAGGGGGGCCGGGCCGUAUUGCAUUACAAACUCAAGCUCCGCCCUCUGACGGGACGCUGCCGGAAUAUUUCCGAACAUUUUGCUUCGACGUUAAUGCUAGCACGCUAACCUCAUCACAUGACCCCGCCCCUCCAGCAGCGGCCACACACAUACUCAGCAGUCUGUGCUUUCGGUCAUUAAUGAAGAAUUGUUCAACAGUCAUUUUAUUUUUUUAUAUUGAUAUAUCUGUUUUUUGUAAUUAUUUUCUUGUCGUUUUGUUUAAUUUAUUCAUUAUUAGGAAGUGACUGGUUAUUUCUAUUUUGUAUUCCUUUUUUUAUUGUAUUUUUGCAUUUGUUUCUUUAUAAUCUUUUUUAUUUCAUUCUUUUUAUUUGGUAUGAUUGGAUAUUUAUUUUUUUAAUUGUUCUAUAUAUUCCUAAUUUAAAGUAAUAUAAAUAUAAAUAAUAUAUAUUUCUAUUCCUUUGCAGUAUAUUUUUUGUUAUAAUUGUUCAUUAUUUUAUCAUGAAUGAUGAUUUCUAUUAUAUCAUUUUUGUUUUUCGUUUUCAUCACAAUUUUUUCUUCUCAUUUGAAUCGUUGUAUUGUAACUUGUCAUUAUUUAUUUUGUUGUUUUAUUGAUUUCUUUUGGACGGCCAUGCCAAACAAACAAGCGAGCGUUUGACUUUGCCGUGAUUUCGUGCUUCCUGAACUUCGGCUUCUCUAUGCAAAGCGCUCCUCCCUCCGUAUGCAAACGAUGUCGCCAUCGCCCACCAAUCAUCUGCCGAUUGUGUCGAUCAUCAUCCGCCAUGUGACGCCAAGUCAGAACUCAAAUCGUCGCUUUUGUCACAUUUGGACAAAUGAGAUUUUAAACGACAGAACUCGAUGACAAAAUGUCGACGUUGUCACAUGUUUAGCUUUUCUUUUCUUUUCUGCCAGAUGUUGUCUCCAUCACACUCCGAACCAGCAGGGGGCAGCAGCAACGUGCAAAAAUAUUGUCAACUUCAAUAUUUGUCAUAUUUGUGUUUGAUUUUCCAAGGUCAAAGACAUUUAAAAAUAGCGUACUAAUGCUAUUUAGCUAACAGCUAGCUAAAAUGCUAAUCAAAGCCAAUUAAAUUAGCUUCUGUGCUAGCCUCAUCAGCAGCUGCUAUUUUCAGCCUAAAAAUCAUGCUGUAGUUUUUUGUGUGUAACAUUUUUGGAGAAUAAUUUCAUUUAGCGAACGCGAUCGCACAAGCCACUAGCAGCCAAGUUUUUAGGUUGUCGUUUUUUUAACGACCUGCAAAACAUUUCAUUGUUGACUCACUCGCAAGUUGACAUCGCAUCGCAGCCAACAAAACGCACGCGCUAAAUAUCGCUAAAAGACUUGAAGCUAAGUUGCAAAUGGAAGCUCUUUUUGUGACGCACAAAAGCGCCCUUUGGUGCUUCUCUCGACAUUUACCAACACGGCAAACUUUUAGGUUGUCAACUUAAAACAUUUACUUUUAAAUGAAUUUUUUGCAAACUGAAAAUGAAGCUGAAAUUGUUUUGUUUUUUGUAACUUUUUCAGCAUCGCAUUCCUGCUGCUUGUUUCCAGUAACAGCACAUCAGUCGCCACCUGCUUGUCAUUUGUUUGUAACAAAAAAAUGUUUUUAUUACAGUUUGUGCCAUAGCCGCUGCCGCUAACUAGCUAGCUGGCUAACUAGCAAGCUGCCUAACAGUUUGAGGGCUCGCGCGUGAAGGAAAAUAAAAUACAAAACGAGGAGCGACAUGGAAACGGGGGUGGGCAAACUUUGGAUUUUGAAAACCGACACAAGGGCCAAGUCCAAAAAAAAUUUGAACUAUAUAAGCUCAUUUUCAUUUCUAUGGAUAUUUAUAAUUAUUUAAUUAGAAAUGUCAAUUAUAAUUACAUUUAGUUUUUUAGUCCUUUUUUUACAACUGAUUUAAUUGAUUAUUUCUAUUUUUUAUAAUGAUAUAUAUAUAUAUAUUGAUUAAUAAUUUAAGUGUAUUAGAAAUAAUACAUCAUAUAAAGUAACUUAAGUCGUAGUUUAAAAUAUGCAUCUCCUUGUUUAAUGUAAAAUGAUUUAUUUUGAUAUUUUUCAUUGGAUUAUUUACAACAAAAUAGUUAAAUGAACGAGAUUCAGGAGUAAAACUAACAAAUUGAAUUAAGAUAUUUUGGAUUUUUUUUUUUCUAUUUACAAUAAAAAAAAUGUAUAGAUGCAUUAAAAAUAUAUUGAUGAAAAUAUUUAGUAUUUCCUUAUUCACCAUCAAUGAUUUAUCGAGAUGAGUGACUAAAAAUGGUGUGUGUAUUUUGCCCACCCCUGACCUUUGACCCGCCAACAUUUUUGUGCUUCCAAUGGCGUGAGGUCAUGUGACUUUCUCACGUCCCAGUUUUGAGGCGUUAUUAAUUAUGACUUGGGAAGUUGGGGUGGGGCUUGUAUAUUUUGGGGGUUGUCUUUUCAAGUAGCAUGUUUGAUUUGUCGCAUUUGACGGACGGCCGAGACGAUUGACUCUGGAUUCUUGCUGAUUCUUUUUGCACAUGUCGGAAUGGCCUUACUCUUCUUCUCUUCUCUUCUCUCCUUUCCUUCGUUUUGCUUUUUGAGCUUCUGCGGUGGGCGGCGCAAAGCGCAGCGGCCCUCUCGCUUCUGCCAGCCGGCGCAAGCCGACGUGCCCCAUUCGAGCGGGAUGGAGGAAAAAAAUAUAUAUAUAUAUUAAAAGUCCAGUAAAAAAGUGACUCCAAUCACUUUUAUUUUCUGGAAUCUGAAUAUUUUGCAUGAGUAUGAAGAAAAAGAAGAAGAAGAGAUUGGCAGAUGUUUUGCUUGCACACAACAACAACAAAAAACUGUGAAACAAUUUGAAGAAAAAAAAAAAAGAAUGUAGCGUUCCUGCUGUAUCUGUACAUAUAUACAUAUAUUCUAUUUAUUGAAAUAUGUCCUACUAAUGAUUCUAUUAUUGACCUUUUAUCAACAUAAUUUUGAACAAUGUUGGCGAACACUUCCUCGAAGAUCUGUCAUGUUCAAAAAAAAAUAAUUAAAAAGUGAAAAUGAA
This is a messenger RNA of Phyllopteryx taeniolatus (common seadragon), 8064 nucleotides long. RefSeq names its product glycine receptor, alpha 1 (gene glra1). Gene Ontology annotation, molecular function: transmembrane signaling receptor activity; extracellularly glycine-gated chloride channel activity; glycine binding. The coding region runs from base 3453 to 4583 and encodes 376 amino acids. Gene Ontology annotation, biological process: nervous system process; signal transduction; chemical synaptic transmission. Lineage: Eukaryota; Metazoa; Chordata; Actinopteri; Syngnathiformes; Syngnathidae. Gene Ontology annotation, cellular component: plasma membrane; synapse; postsynaptic membrane. The transcript has 7 exons. The record is from RefSeq and is a predicted model, not a curated record.